CGCGGGGCAGGGAGCCGAGAGCCAGUCUCCGCCUUGCAGCUCCGAGUGCGCUUGCUGCGCUGCCGCGGUCCGUGCCUGCGUCUGCCUUCCAGCCGCCGCCGCCACCAUGCCCAACUUCGCCGGCACCUGGAAGAUGCGCAGUAGUGAGAAUUUCGACGAACUGCUCAAGGCGUUGGGUGUGAACGCCAUGCUGAGGAAGGUGGCGGUGGCUGCGGCGUCCAAGCCGCACGUGGAGAUCCGCCAGGAUGGGGAUCAGUUCUACAUUAAGACGUCCACCACGGUACGCACUACCGAGAUCAACUUCAAAGUCGGAGAAGGCUUCGAGGAGGAGACAGUGGACGGACGAAAGUGCAGGAGUUUAGCCACUUGGGAGAAUGAAAACAAGAUCCACUGCACACAAACUCUCCUUGAGGGGGACGGGCCCAAAACCUACUGGACCCGUGAGCUGGCCAACAACGAGCUCAUCCUGACGUUUGGUGCGGAUGACGUGGUCUGCACGAGAAUUUAUGUUCGAGAGUGA
Molecule: messenger RNA, 520 nt
Organism: Chrysochloris asiatica (Cape golden mole)
Lineage: Eukaryota; Metazoa; Chordata; Mammalia; Afrosoricida; Chrysochloridae
Gene: CRABP1
Product: cellular retinoic acid binding protein 1
Exons: 4
Coding region: 107-520 (137 amino acids)
Biological process (GO): fatty acid transport
Cellular component (GO): cytosol; nucleus
Molecular function (GO): fatty acid binding
Source: RefSeq, a predicted model, not a curated record